Molecule: messenger RNA, 2366 nt
Organism: Drosophila suzukii
Lineage: Eukaryota; Metazoa; Arthropoda; Insecta; Diptera; Drosophilidae
Product: calponin homology domain-containing protein DDB_G0272472
Source: RefSeq, a predicted model, not a curated record
UUUAUUUUGUAGUCGUUUCUUGUUUUUCUUGAGUUGUUGUUGCUUUUCUUUGGUUAAAACCAACAUGAGUAUACUUCAGAAAACCUCAUACUCGCAGUUAACCCCUAGUGGAGGACAGUCCUUAGAUUCCGGCUCAAAAUCCAGGAUAGGUUCGACUGUCGGGAUUUCCAACGAAACUUUAUUAAAUAAAAGGACUGAUGGCACCUCGUUAGUACCGAAGACAAUCACCAAACAGUUGCUCAAAAAAAAAACAGCUAAGGUUGUUAAGAAUUCAAGGACCCCAGGCACUCCUGAUAAGAAAAAACCCCUUAAGAGGGCAAAGAGUCCCCAGAAAAAGGUAGAAUCGCCAGCUAUUUCGAAGGCAAUUGUUAAGGCUGAGAAAUCAAGGGAAAGUUCUAAGGAUGGGUCACGGAGAUCGAGUCAGAGAUUCAAUUUCCGUGAUCGAUCCUCUAGGAGUUUCCUUCCCGAUUCUCCAGCGGAUCGUGAGAGUUUGAAAACUUUUACAUCGGACGUAUCCAUUAUAUCUAGAUUCUCUACGCGCAAACGGAGUACUAUCAAAAGUAAGUCUUCAAUAAUUACGACGGGUUUUUGGGGUCCCCAUAGGGUACAUCUUUUAAAAACUGAGAGCCCAAAGAAAGCCGAUGAAGUGCAGGCAGAGAACCCAGUUAUGGAUAAAGUACAGGUGGAAAUCGCCGAAUCGUCAGAUUCAGAUUCGAUAGAAUUAAAUACAAUGCCGGAAUGGGAUUCAAUGAAAGCACUUACUAGUCUUCUAUCAAUUUCUGAGACCGAAACAGAGUCUACUACUGAACUUGAAAAUGGGAUUCAAGAAUAGGAGGAUGAUAAACCAGCUGAGAGACUUAAUUUUCUUAAAAUAUUUGGUCGCCUACCAGAUAUAACCGCUCUGUCGCCUAGUGAUAGUGUUGAGGUCAUACAAAUACCCAAUGUGGAUGGAAAGUUUGUGCCAACCGUGGACGAAGGAUCCUAUAGAUCAAGUAAGUCGGUCAGCGCAGAGGAUCUUCAAGUGGAAAAUGAGUUCACCGAAAAUCUGGAAGUAAAACAAAGCAGUUCUGGUAUCAGUCUCGAAGAUUCGACCGGUACCGAUGCGGAAGUCGAAUGCGAAAUAGUGCCGGAAAAGCCACCGGAAGAAGACAUAAGUGAUUUUUUGUUGAGCAUCCGUCCCAGACUUACGGUCUUCAAUGAUUCAUCAUCGUCAAGUGGGGAACAUGUCAUUUCGGUCAACAGAGAGAUUGUCGAAAUAUUUCUCAUUGGAUUAAUAAACCAAACAGUGCGGCAUGCAGAAAUAACUUCAGUUCGACUGGGGCGACUGCUGGACAAGGAAAAAUUGCUGAAGGAACUGCGUGGUUUGGCCAAUGACUAUCAAUCCGAAUUGCAAAGAAAUAGGGUUCUGGAAAAGGUUACAACGGAUUAUUAUGUAAGGCGUAAGGAGUUUUCGUUCGUCAUCGAGCCCAAGCAAAUAGAUACGAUCAAUCGCGAACGUCUGAUGUCUGCUCUGGUGGAACUGGACAAUCGAUUGGAGCAAAUGCAGAAGACUGAGCAGUUAUGUCAAAAGCAAUUUCAGGACUUAACCUCGGAGUUGGAAGGAGCCCGCAACCUGAUUUCCGAGCAAACCACCCAAUUCGAAUCGAAAGUCAGGGCAACUCUUUGCAAAGAAGGCCACGAUCACAUUAAGGAAGUUAUUGAUAAUCUCUUCCGAGAAAUGAACGUGGUUCGCGACGAAAUGUCCCAAAUGCGAGAGGAAUUGAUCUUCAUCCAGCAGCGAUUGCAGGACUUAAAAAAUAAAUCUGAAAAACUGGAAAAUCUUGGUAAUGGCAUGCACGUUCUUGAAUAUAUUUCCGAUCAGAGCAGCAAUAACGUGCUGGAACAAAAACUUAAAGAGAGGGAGCUGGAGCUGUAUCAGUUACGCGAGCGCAAAGUUCACGCAAUCCAUGCAAUGGCCCAUUUAAUGAAUAAAAAGAAAAUAAACGAGGGGCAGUUGCGAAAAAUGAAGGCCAAGCUUAAAGUGCAGGAGAAGCUGAAGAAGGACCUCCGGGACCGCCUCCACAAGGGAAUGGUGCAGCACGAGCAGCUCAAGAAGCAGGCUUCAAAGCUUAGAAAAAACGGAUGUCUGAUGCAAUAUCCGGAUUUGUUGCGGGACUACGAUGCAACCGUGGAGCACCUGGAAGCCAAGCGAGUGGUGGUCAGAAAGCUCCGUAUAGAACACAAACGUCUGGAAAGGAGGAUCUUAGAGGUGGACACCCAUAUCGACCGUUUGACUCUGGCGCUCAGGAAGAAACUGAGCUUUGCUUCCGGCUCCCUAAGGCUAAGCAGUCGUAAGAUUAGCAAAACACAAAGAUAACAAUAUCGAU